CGGUGGGUGGGGGGCGGGAAAGGCGAUGGAGUUCCAGGUGCUGCUGAACGACGUGUCGCGCCAACUGACGUCGGACAACCUGGAGGCCAUGAAGUUCCUGUGCCAGAGGGUGAUCAGCAAGAGCAAGCGGGAGGCCAUCACGGACGGCCUGGGCCUGCUCGAGACCCUGCAGGAGCUGGACCUGCUGGCGCAGGACGACACCGCCUACCUGUGCCGGCUGCUGGGCGACGUCAAGCGGCUGGACCUGCGGAAGAGGGUGCAGGCGUUCGCCGGGCCCGAGAGGGAGCGGCUGAACAGCCCCGUCUGCGAGACCGGAGGCCACACAGGCUGUCUUGAUGAUGCAUUUGAUGUCAUCUGUGAUAACAUUGGAAAAGACUGGAGACUAUUGGCAAGAAGACUUGGCAUUACUGACGUACAACUUCAGCAAAUCGAAUAUAGAUACCCGUUUAACAUGCGAGAACAAGUUAUGCAAUGUCUGAAAGAAUGGCAUAAGAUGAAAGGAAAAGAUGCCAAUAUAGGCAAUCUGGUGCAAACAUUACGACAGUGCAAACUGAACAUGGUAGCUGAUAAUGUUGAAGAACAAGUGAAGAAAAGUAGCUGAAUUUUUCUUAAUUGAAAUGCCGAUAAAUCAUAAGCCAACAUUUAAUUUUCUCCAAAAUGCUUACUUUUAUUCAAAACUCAGGAACUCUGGAAUUAUUACCAUACGUGGUGUUGGGAAACAAUGAUGUGCUAGCAUUUAGCUAACAUAUGGCAGAAUUUGCAGUUUGUGUGAAAGCUGAUACCUUUCUCAAAAUAAGUGCCUUUUCUUAUCGCAUUUAGCAUUGCACUUUACUGACCAUGACUUGUAUUUCGGGUUGGAUAUACUUAGGUUAUUAAUGAUAUUCAGAAUUCAGUUGGAUCAAGUAUUGUAAGAUUCUUUUGAGAACAAAAAUCACUUUUCAGUUUUUCUAAAAUACUUUACAAUGCCUUUUGUACAAAACAAAUCACUGCUCACAGUUAAAAAAAAGGUGGAUUUGAUAUAAGAUUAAAUUUGUUUCACAUUGAUACUUUGCGGGAACAUCAAAAUGUAUUUCAUUUUGACAUUAUUGAUACUGAAGCGAGCUUCUGCAUGACUUCAUUUGGGUUUAAAUUGUUGUGUUUGCACUUUGCCUCUGAAGACGAUGCAUUCAAGGAUCAAGUGAUGGAACAUCUUGUCAUUUGUUGAUAGCAAGAACGUGGGUCAGAGAUAAAAAGGAAAACGGCAAAACUUUGCUUGUUAUUCCGACUUCUGUCCCUUUCUCCAACAAUUUAGGUUUGCUUCCUAACCCAGUUUCCAAUGUGAACAAUGAGUCUGUGACAUGAUACUGCCCUUCUUGUCCCAGUGAUCGACCAUUUUGUGAUAUUAAGGUGAACAUAAAAAUUGGUUAAAAUAAA
This is a messenger RNA of Callorhinchus milii (elephant shark), 1413 nucleotides long. RefSeq names its product Fas (tnfrsf6)-associated via death domain (gene fadd). The coding region runs from base 26 to 601 and encodes 191 amino acids. The record is from RefSeq and is a predicted model, not a curated record. The transcript has 2 exons. Gene Ontology annotation, biological process: regulation of apoptotic process; signal transduction. Gene Ontology annotation, molecular function: protein binding. NCBI's taxonomy places the organism in Eukaryota, Metazoa, Chordata, Chondrichthyes, Chimaeriformes, Callorhinchidae.